Molecule: messenger RNA, 880 nt
Organism: Sclerotinia trifoliorum
Lineage: Eukaryota; Fungi; Ascomycota; Leotiomycetes; Helotiales; Sclerotiniaceae
Source: the annotation of a GenBank genome assembly
CAAGGGCUACGAGGGUGAUCAGUCGAUCAUUGGUUAAUUUAUCUGUAACCCCCUCGUCAGCUGUUAUCAGCCCUACUAGGAGUCAUUGAUAAGAAGCAAGAGGUAUCUCAAAUCUUUUCUUUUCAAACUUCACUCAAAGCUAAAACAAUCCACGCAAGCAAUAAGCAACAUGGCACCACGAUCAAGAAACUGUUUCUGUCAUUUCUUCACGUCAAGUUACUCAAUUCAGAGUGUCGCUGGUGAUGGUAAUCACAAAUUCAGGUUCAGUGAGGAAGAGGAGGAGGAGAAGUUACAACAUGAAUCCGGUAAGUGACAUAUCAUGUCGUAUAACCUUACAUACAUCCUGGCGCUGUACAAGAUAAGAUUUCGGAAAGUGUUUCUGCACUAGUUAUCACCUGUGUUUCCUUUCAUACUGUAAUUAGUAAUUACUAGUCUUAUCGUUCAUCCGGACCUUUGCCCAACAACAGAUAGAACUGUCACUCAACUCAGCCGGACAUUCUCCAACCGCGGCUCCAAUCCAUCACGUACAGCGCCCACAAUCAUAACAGCCAAAGAUCAGACGCCUCUAACCGCGACUCGAUAAGCAAAAACUUUUCCCUGUUUGAUAACAGGGGGCGGCUGCGGAUACCCGAAACCCAAUCAGAGGCCGAGUUCCUACAAUUACCCCUGAAUGAACAAACCACCGCGGGUAGAUCAACUUGCAUCGAAGGAUUUCAUAGGACGUCGCCAUGUUUCAACUUUUCCAUACCCAUGUCAUUGUUUCAACGAUCCAAACAAUUUUAGAAGCAUCCCUGGCGUAAAUCCUGCAGGUGCUGCAUGGGAGUACAGAGUAGUACCCGUUCAAAAUAAGUGAAAUAGGAUGCGAUGGCCAGCUGGGCUG